AUGCGCGCUUUCCUCCACACCUCCCCCUGCGUCGAUGAGGCCGGACUACUGCAGACAGUUAGACUACAGGCCUCGCUCAAGAACGAGCUGCCACCAAUCCCAAAGUAUGACAACUUUUCCGACAAUGACUUUGUGAGCACCACGAAUGAGUGCCGCUAG
This is a messenger RNA of Postia placenta MAD-698-R-SB12, 159 nucleotides long. RefSeq lists its product as hypothetical. The transcript has 2 exons. The record is from RefSeq and is a predicted model, not a curated record. The coding region runs from base 1 to 159 and encodes 52 amino acids. NCBI's taxonomy places the organism in Eukaryota, Fungi, Basidiomycota, Agaricomycetes, Polyporales, Adustoporiaceae.